AUGCCGCAAGGUAUUCUAGCGAUGUCAGAAGAUCAAAAAGCAAUGAUACAUGCACAUUUUGAAAAAGUUGGUGCUGAAUGUAUUAAAGAUAACAUGAUUUCUACGGAUGAUAUUAACAACUUGAGAGCUAAGAAAUUGCCCACCGGUGAAAAUGCGCCAUGUUUCCUCGCCUGUGUUUUGAAGAAAACUGGCACAAUGGACGACAAAGGCAUGCUUCAAAAGGAAACUGCUCUGGAAAUGGCGAAAACAGUGUUCAAUGAUGAGGAAGAACUGAAACUUAUCGCUGAUUAUCUUCACUCCUGCUCACAUAUCAACAGCGAAUCGGUCAGUGAUGGCGAGAAAGGCUGCGAACGCGCUAUGCUAUCCUACAAGUGUAUGGUGGAAAAUGCUUCUAAGUUUGGCUUGGAACUAUAA
Molecule: messenger RNA, 414 nt
Organism: Colias croceus (clouded yellow)
Lineage: Eukaryota; Metazoa; Arthropoda; Insecta; Lepidoptera; Pieridae
Exons: 5
Coding region: 1-414 (137 amino acids)
Biological process (GO): sensory perception of smell
Molecular function (GO): odorant binding
Source: RefSeq, a predicted model, not a curated record